Molecule: messenger RNA, 2980 nt
Organism: Pyricularia oryzae 70-15
Lineage: Eukaryota; Fungi; Ascomycota; Sordariomycetes; Magnaporthales; Pyriculariaceae
Exons: 3
Coding region: 961-2385 (474 amino acids)
Cellular component (GO): nucleus
Molecular function (GO): zinc ion binding; DNA-binding transcription factor activity, RNA polymerase II-specific
Source: RefSeq, a predicted model, not a curated record
CAAACCGAACUGGUGCGAGGGGAAGUCCACUGACUUUCUCAUUGAUAUAUUAGGCAUAUCGAUGGUGACAAUCUUCUGUUAUAACCUACCUUAUUCAUUUAGAGUUGAUCUGAGUCCUCCCACGAUCAGGAAAACACUAAGCAAGUUAUUAUUUACUGCCACUAAAAACUCAACCCCUUUGCAAGUGGGUGCUAUCAAGCGCGACACCAAAACCUCCGCGAACUUUAAGUGCAUCUGACACUGUAACGCAGAGACCUACUGGCCCGGAAAAUCGCACUGCACAUUUCCUGUUCCUGCUUCAGAUGACAUAAUAUAACAAGCAAACCGCGGCAGAUAUUAAGUUGCUGGCGUGGUUUUGCUGUUCGCAACUUGCUGAUUUGGUAUUGUUUAGUGUCUCUCUUCAUUGGACAGCCGCUCUCUGAAACUUUUAGGCAGGGUCUUUUCCCAGGAGCCGUGCGCUAGCGCUUACAUUCCCUGCAAAUCUUCAUGCAAUCCUUGAGGUGGAUUGAGGCGGUUUACUUUGUCUGUUUUUGCUGUCUUGGUCGGCACCUCGGUACCCUAUUUUUUGCACUCCCAGGCAGCAGCACUGUUGGCUCAAUGGUCUUUGAUGCUUUCUUGGCACUACUGCAGUUGCCCAUUGGUAAGCACAAGUUCCAUUCCAGCGCUAAGUCUAAAAGUUCUUAGGUCUAGACUACCUAGACCUAGACGCCAUAUGCUGGGGCAUUCCAUCUUGAACCUCUUUGAACUAUCUUCACCCUGGUCCUUUACUUGAUAUUAUCGUCCCAGUGGGGAAACAAUCAUCGAGGCUCUUCGUCGCGGUAGUUACAAUCUACCUUAUUCCAGGGUUGCGACUUAGUUUCAAUUCUCAAAUCAGUUCGAGUGAGCAAGUGCUUGAACGAAUUUACCCUGGUCAAUUGACAGGCCAGUUAUCUAUCAUACGAUAAACGCGAACCGAAAAACAUGAGCUCGUCUACUAGCAAGUCGGCCACCGCUUCAAAGGCUACAACCACAUCCGACCAGGGUUCACAGCCAAAGCACAGAGCCUGCGAUGAGUGUCGCUCGCGCAAGUUGGCAUGUACCAAGGAACCCGAAGGCUGCGCACGCUGCAAGAAGGAGGGUAUCAAAUGCAACUACUCUCCUCAGAAGCAGAUGGGACGACCCCGUAAACGACAGCAUGUCGAGAUCUCGGAAGAAACUGAACGCAGCAGCAGUGAAGAUGCUGUAGCCACUGCAGUAGCUGCCGAUUUCUCUUUCAUGGAUGCCAUGCCUGGUGACGAGUUUGAUUUGUUCAGCUUGAUGGGGCCAUACAUAUCAGAAGCUGUCCCAGAACCGCAGACAUCUCAGCGAACACCAGUAGACCCUAGCCUGAACGUGGCAGACUUGAAUUCAUUGAGCUAUUGGGAAGGUUUGUCCACUGCAAGUGACAGUGGCAGCAAUUCUACCUUGGUAAUGUCAGGUUCGUCUCUUGGGGACGCAUUUCUGUCCGGUUCGGCAUCACAAAACUUGCAGUCAAGCAACGGGCAGAUUAUGAAGCCUUUCUCAACGUAUGACACUUUGGGUAUCCCAGAAACCGGUCCAUACCUAACGACGGCAAAUACGACACCUUCCGCUCCAUCAGACACAACUCACGCAGAAGCAUCCAACGCUUGCGUAAGCCAUUUCGCCACAAAUCCCGGUCCAGCCUGCGGCUGCCUGACAAAGCUGUACCUGGCACUGGAUUCUCUUCAAAACCUGCCAACUGAAGUCGGGCCGGCAAUGGCGUGCGCCCGCAGCGCAGCAAAGACUGCAUAUGGAGUGACCGAGUGCCCGUCCUGCAGCCCACCCACACUCGCGAGCCCGACCUUCCGUCCCACUGUCCAGUCGUACCAGAACAUGCUGAUACUGGGAGCGCUCCUCCCUUCCAUCGCCAACGCCUACCACCGGAUCCUGGCAAUGGUGGAUGCCGAGGUGGCCAGAGCGACGGCUCAGGGUCUCGAGAUACCCUUUUCGCUCGAGCAGUACGGAGGGCUCUGGGGCAGGCUGGGGACCGACGCCUGCAGCAACGUCGCCGCACUGGAGAGACAGACGUUGGCGCCCAUUAUGUGGAGGACCACCGUCCGAGCUCUGCUCAGGGUUGAUGUAUACGGUUACAAAUUUGCAGACCAGACCGCCAACGACUCGAUGAAGACCUUGGCCAGGCGCCAGGUCGGGUUGAGGGAUAUUGUGGACUACCUGUUGGAGAGACAGAGGAUGCGACACGCAAUGAUGGAUGAGCUUUGGGCAUCCGGGAAAAUGUUAUAUCCCCAGAUGCACGCUCACCAACCUACGGUCCCCGGAGACAAACACAACUGCGAACGGAUUCUCGAAGUUGCGAGGAUAUCUAUCGAACACCUUGUCAUCUCAUAAGAGGCAGGAGGGAGCGCCCAGCUAGAUCAUAGAAACACCUGAACCAAACCACUUUGGGUCUAUUAUUCUCUGCUCCUUGCCAACGCGAUGAAAUUUCGCUUCGUUAGACUUGCGCUAGUAAUAUGAGUUACUGCUAUUUGUCCUCCCGUACUCGUUUCUCGUCCCUGGAAACGCGCCAACAGGACCACGACUGUUAUUAUCUUUACCCUCAUCUUCAGAAUCGGACGCAUUUUCAAAAUCGUCGGAUCCUUCUGGCGGGGCGCGCAUGGACUCUAGAACAACAGGAUCAAGGGAUGGUGGCUCGUAUGGCUUGACUGUAUGCAUGUCCCUGCCAGAAGGCAUCUGUGCCAACAACGUUGCUGGUGUUGGGACGGCUUGUAUGUUCAUCUGCAAAAAUUCCACCAGUUAGCUAUUCUGAAUCGCUUCGUGAGGAAAAAAAAAAUACUGUAGUCGCCAAGCGAACAAGCACACUCACGGUAUCAUUUUGCUUAGACCAUUUGGCAUCCAGCAUUUCAAUCACCCGCACCUCCUCCGUUUUUCCAGCAUCCGCACCCCAUCUGGCACCCUUCUCCACCUUGCGGUCCUCCCGCUUCUC